Suhomyces tanzawaensis NRRL Y-17324 is the source of this 3249-nucleotide messenger RNA. RefSeq names its product cation-translocating P-type ATPase. Gene Ontology annotation, biological process: potassium ion import across plasma membrane; sodium ion export across plasma membrane; intracellular sodium ion homeostasis. Lineage: Eukaryota; Fungi; Ascomycota; Pichiomycetes; Serinales; Debaryomycetaceae. The coding region runs from base 1 to 3249 and encodes 1082 amino acids. Gene Ontology annotation, molecular function: ATP binding; ATP hydrolysis activity; P-type sodium:potassium-exchanging transporter activity. Gene Ontology annotation, cellular component: membrane. The record is from RefSeq and is a predicted model, not a curated record. The transcript has a single exon.
AUGGAACCAACCCCAACUUACUCGGACGCCUCUACCACCAAGUUUGAUGAUGACAAUUCUGCCAUCAUCACCACUGAGGAAAAAAUUAGAUUCGAGGAUGACUUGGAAACCGGUCGUUCUACCACUAGACGCAAGAGGAGAUUCUCGAUACACAGCAGAGAGAGCAAAAACACCAUUUUCACCAUCAAUGAAAAAGCUCAGCCUGAAGCGGUUCUUCCUGGUAUCUUCAAAACAAUUUCUCACAAGGUUGACAAUGAUCUUGAGAAAGAAGUUAACUUAGACAUCAACAGUACUCCUAACAAGUUCUCCAAGGUUGACUUUCAUACCACAUCUGCCUCCACAAUUGCUCAGAGGUUCGGAUCCAGUACUUCAUACGGUUUGUCCGACUCUCAAAAGGAGAAGUCCUUUAAGGAAUACGGUCCAAAUCUUCAAUCGAAGCCCCCUUCAGGUAUGGCAAAAAAAAUAUUCAUGCACUUCUUUGGUGGUUUUGGUGGUUUACUUGUGACUGGUGGUGUUUUAUGUUGCGUUUGUUGGAAGCCAUUGGGUUCGCCUCCAGCAAUUUCCAACUUGAUCCUAGGUAUUAUACUAUUUGUGGUCUUCUUUGCACAAGCUUUAUUCAACUUUUUCCAAGAUUUCUCGAGUUCGAGAGUUAUGGAUUCUAUUCACAACAUGAUUCCUACUGAAUGCUCUGUUAUCAGAAAUGGGCAAACUCUCAAAAUUGACUCCAAAGAUUUGGUUCCUGGUGAUCUUGUACUUUUCACUGCUGGUGACAAGAUACCUGCCGAUAUUAGAGUGACUGAUGCUUCACCUGAUUUAUCUUUCGAUAGAUCAAUUUUAACCGGUGAAUCCAACCCUAUUCCUGCUAGUUCCAAUAGCGAUCCGGAGAAAACCAACUACUUGGAAAGCAAUAGCAUUGCUAUGCAGGGUACUUUCGGUGUCAAUGGCUCUGGUCGUGGUAUUGUGGUUGCAACCGGUGACAACACCAUUUUCGGAAGUAUCGCCAAAUUAACUUCCAAGCCAAAGAAAGGAUUGACACCAUUACAAUAUGAAAUCGUUAGGUUUGUGGCUUUAACGAGCACAAUUAUCAUCGCAUUGGUUGUUUUGGUCGUAAUUCUUUGGGCUGCCUGGUUGCGCAAGAGCUAUCCUGACUGGAUCAAUGUGCCUUCAUUGAUUGUUGAUAUCGUCUCGAUUGCUGUUGCGUUUAUUCCAGAGGGUUUACCAAUUGCUUUGACCACUUGUUUAAUUAUUACAGCCAACCAAAUGAGGAAGAAUAAGAUUUUGUGCAAAUCUUUGUCUGUUGUUGAAACUUUGGGAUCUAUUAGCGUGUUGUGUUUCGAUAAAACCGGAACCUUGACAAAAAACGCUAUGGUUGUUACCAAUGUCUGCGAUGGUUUACAAGAACUUGAUAUCGACGAGGUAGAUCCCCACAGACCAAUUGAUAAUCACUUGAUUACAAUCGCUUCGCUAUGCACCGAGGCUAAUAUUGUUGCAGAAGUUGCAACCAACGGCAAUGCCACCGAUCGUGCUAUCCUUCAAUUCGCUCAUAACUCCAGUGGUUCUGUUGAUGCAUACAAGAACAGAUGGAAUAAGACUUUUGAAGUUGCCUUCAACUCCAAAGAAAAGUAUAUGGCUACUUUGUUGGAACCUAGUAGUCAAGAAGCCGACAUUUGGAAUGACAUUGGAUUCAAUGCAAACUGUAUCGAGUUCGAAAACGAAUAUUUAUUAACUGUCAAAGGUGCUCCUGAUAUUUUGUUGGAAAAUUGUGGAUUUGUUAUGGAGAAGAAUAAUACUUUAACUGUUUUGAGUCAGGAAUCAAAGCAACAUAUCGAGAAAAUCCAACACAACUGGUCAAGAAAUGGUAAGAGAGUCGUCAUGAUGGCUUCCAAAUUAAUACCAAAAGAUUCAUUGAAUUUGUCUGAUAGAUUGGAAACAGUGAAAUUGAUCAGGGAAGCUGUUAAAAGCGAUUUGAUUUUGGUUGGUUUAGUUGGUAUAGAAGAUCCACCAAGAAAAGAUAUCGAUAAAGUUAUCAACCAGUUGAGAGAAGCUGGUAUAAAGAUUAUCAUGAUUACCGGUGAUUUUGAGUUGACUGGUUUAUCUAUUGCUAAACAAUGUGGAAUUGUCACCACUGAUAAGGUUGACUCUGUGGACGACUUGUCAUAUGAGUUAAUUGAAAAUGUUGAUGAUAAUUCGAGGGCUAUAAGUAUUACUGGUCCACAGUUAAAACGGGUUAGUGAGGAGCAAUGGCAAAACUUAAUCCAGUACAACGAGCUAGUUUUCACCAGAACUACUCCAGAGCAAAAGCUUUUGAUUAUCAAACAAUUCCAAAAGUACAAGCAAAUCAUUGGUAUGACUGGUGAUGGUAUUAAUGAUGCCCCAUCUUUGAAACAAGCUGAUGUUGGUAUUUCAAUCAUCACAGCUUCCGAUAUUGCCAAAGAAGCUGCCGAUCUCAUUUUAAUGGAUGGUGACAACGAAGACCACUUAUUCUUUAGCAUCAUUCAGGCUUUGAAGUACGGAAGAUUGGUGUUUGAAAACCUUAAGAAAACCAUUGGUUACUUAUUACCAGCAGGCACCUAUGCAGAACUCUGGCCUGUGUUGUUGAACGUCAUCUUUGGUAUGCCCCAGAUGUUAUCCUCAUUCUGUAUGAUUAUCAUCUGUUGUGUGACUGAUUGUUUGGGGGCAAUGAUGUUGGCAUACGAAGAAGACGAGAGAAACUUGUUGAAGAAGAAGCCAAGAAGUGUUACCAAGGAGAGAUUGGUUGACUUUAAAUUAUUCUUGCAUUCCUACUUCACCAUUGGAACAUUUUAUACCUUCACAUCAAUGAUGUUGGCUUUCAUCAACAUGCAGAGAAGUGGAGUAUCUUUCAGCAAGCUCACAUUGUCGUACGGUUCGUACAGUACCAUUCCUGGAGUCAGCGAUGCUAUCAACGUCUCGUCGUCUAUUUACUUCAAUAACUUGGUGAUCAUGCAGCUCUUCAACUUGUUAUCCAUGAGAACUAGAUACUUGAGUGUGUUCCAACACUCGCCUUUGAGAAACUACCGGUUAUUUGUUAUCAUGCCAAUAGCAUUUGGUGUGACCUUCAUCAUAAAUUAUAUUCCUGCCAUCCAGACUACCCUUGGCUCCGGAAAAGUGCCUGUCGAAUACUAUUUCAUCUCGCUUGGUUUUGGAUUGGUUGUCUUAAUAUAUGACGAGUUGAGGAAGUUGGCCAACAGAAGAUAUCCCAGCGGGCCUCUCGCCAAGAUCGCCUGGUAG